UGGCAGAACUUAUUAUUUUCAGCUCUCUGACAUCACUGCCACAUCCUCCCGAAGACAAAGCCAAACUCCCUGUCUGAAGCUGCUACAUCAGGCCAGAAAUUUACUUCCUCAGAAAGUUGAAGUUUUACUUCUGCUGUUAGUAACUCUGAAUCUAUUCAGAGAAGUAGAUGAGGUUUCAUUUACUGCAGAUUUUAAAGAAGGCAUUUCAAAAUACAGUAUUGUAAGUACUGAAUGUGAAUAAAAGCAAACAGUGUCAAGGGAAAAAAAAAAAUAUAUAUAUAUAUAUAUAUAUAUAUAUAUAUAUAUAUAUAUAUAUAUAUAUUCAACACUGAAAUGUUUAGUAGUGGUUUCAGCACCGAGGAAAUAUAAACAGGAGCUCAGUUCAUCAUUUCUGGAAAAGAAGGCGAAACAAACAUUCCAUAAGUCUAUAUCUGGAAGAUAUUUUAGAUUUGUAGAAGAAAAAUAUUUUGCGCAUCAGCUUUGCAAUCUGCAAAAAACAGACAGUGUCUAGUUCUCUGUGGGAUUUUUGUCACGAGAGGUCUACAGAAAGGUUUCCAGCCUCCUUCGUUAAGACAUUCAAUAUGGAAGACUUUCAUGGAACAGCAUAUGUGAAAGUUAGUGAAGGCAAGUCAGUUCUAAAAUCAGAUUUGAUAUCGUUGCUAAAAACCUACAACUGUUACCAUGAGGGCACAAGUUUUCAACUGAGACACAGAGAGGAGGAGGGAGAAUUACUCAUUGAAGGCUUGCUAAACAUAUCCUGGGGCCUGCGGCGUCCAAUUCGGCUUCAGAUGCAAGAUGACAAUGAACGUAUUCAUUUCUCCUGUUCAGCAUUACGUAGGACAGAACAAGCCAGUCUUAACAACAGAAAUGAACGUACAAGCCUGACUGUGCCAUUGAAGAAUGUGACAGAAUCUAACAGUAACUUUAUAUACCAGGAAGAUGCUCAUGCUGCCAAAGACAUGAACAACACAGAGGAAGAGAUGCCACAACUUAUGCGAACGAAAAGUGAUGCCAGUUGCAUGAUACAAAGGAGGUUCAAAUACCGAUCUCCUGCAGAGAUACAGAAAAAAAAGCGACAUCGAUUUUCAAUCAAUGGCCACUUUUAUAAUCACAAGACGUCAGUUUUCACACCUGCCUAUGGCUCAGUAACGAAUGUCCGUGUUAACAGUAGCAUGACUACACCACAGGUUCUGACUCUUCUACUUAACAAAUUUCGAGUUGAAAAUAGCUGUGAAGACUUUGCAUUAUAUGUGGUUCAUGAAUGUGGUGAGAAGACAAAACUGAAAAGUACGGACUACCCACUCAUUUCCAGGAUUAUGAAUGGACCUUGUGAGAAGAUAGCAAAACUAUUCCUGAUGGAAGCUGACCUUGGUGAAGAAGUUACUUAUGAUGUUGCCCAGUAUAUAAAGUUUGAAAUGCCAGUACUGGAUAGCUUUGUUAAAAAGCUGAAAGAAGAAGAGGAGCGAGAGAUCAUCAGAGUAACAGCUAUGUACAGUGUUCUUCGAUCUGUGAUAGAGCAACGGUUGGAAGAUCUUACAGAAAGGGAUGAUUAUCUGUAAGAGAAUAUCUCUGGACUUGGAAAACACAUUUUAAAAAUUAUGAGAACAAAACAGAGCAAAUCAAGAACAUUGGUAUCUGUGAUGCGAAGCGGGUCUUUAAAUAAGCUGAUGAGAGCCAAAAACAAUGCAGGAACUGUUUUGUUUAGCACCAAUUUAAAACUUUACCUGAUGUGUUUUUGCAGCAUAUUAUGAAAGUCAUACAUGUAUGAGCAGCAAAUUUCUACUUUAGUAGAAUUCAGAUAUCACAAAUUAAACAGAAGAAAUCAAGGGUGAGAUUUACAAAUGAGGACUUAUGUGACACAUUACAUAAACCUGAGGCUUGCUUCUUUUUGUCCAGGUUGUUUUAAUCCAAAUUUUAUCCUAUUUCAAGGACAACAUAUAUUAGCUGCAAAAAUGUACGUUGUCAUGAAGCAGAGUAUUCGUAGAAUAUUGGGUAGCUUUGCCUAACAAUGUAUUAUUUUUUCUAUGUAUCACUUUGUUUAGACAACUUAUCAUAGAUGUUAUUAUUUUUCUAGUGGGUUGUUCUCAGUUUCAGAUAGGCAAAUACAGAAUAAAUAGAUAGAAUGUGAAA
Protopterus annectens (West African lungfish) is the source of this 2130-nucleotide messenger RNA. RefSeq names its product Ras association domain family member 4 (gene RASSF4). The coding region runs from base 582 to 1559 and encodes 325 amino acids. Gene Ontology annotation, biological process: signal transduction. Lineage: Eukaryota; Metazoa; Chordata; Ceratodontiformes; Protopteridae. The record is from RefSeq and is a predicted model, not a curated record. The transcript has 11 exons.